Messenger RNA from Rhinichthys klamathensis goyatoka, 3327 nucleotides. It is a transcript of the gene prkg1a, whose product is annotated as protein kinase cGMP-dependent 1a. The record is from RefSeq and is a predicted model, not a curated record. The transcript has 18 exons. Gene Ontology annotation, biological process: protein phosphorylation. The coding region runs from base 284 to 2287 and encodes 667 amino acids. Lineage: Eukaryota; Metazoa; Chordata; Actinopteri; Cypriniformes; Leuciscidae. Gene Ontology annotation, molecular function: ATP binding; cGMP-dependent protein kinase activity.
AAGCACAAAAGUGAAACUCCGCCUAUGCCUUUGAAGAUCCAGUGGAUGAGGAGACAGUCUGUACUCGGUACUAUGGUGUGUGUUUUUGGACAGGGAUGUUUGGGACACAAGUAACCGGCAGCGGGACCGACGCCGACUCCCGUUUCCAACUGUAAACACGUGGAUAGAUCAGCUGUUUUACACUGGAGCUUCACAACCAGAGCUUGUCUGGGCGCGUGUUACAUUUUGAGAGCGCGCCUGGUUAAUUUCAAGGGGAUUAAAGUUUUUUUUUUACUACCUCAGAAUGAGUGACCUAGAGGAAGACUUUGCCAAGAUUUUAAUGCUCAAGGAGGAGAGGAUACGAGAUCUGGAAAGGCGCUUGUUGGAGCGAGAAGACGAAAUCCACGAGCUGAAGAGAAAGCUGCACAAAUGUCAGUCUGUUUUACCGAGCGCGCAGAUCGGACCGCGAACGCACCGCGCGCAGGGAAUAUCAGCAGAACCGCAAACGCACCAGGAUUUAUCAAACCAAAGCUUUAGGAGAGUUGCCAAAUCGGACAGGUCAAAGGAACUGAUUAAGUCAGCUAUCCUGGACAAUGACUUCAUGAAGAAUCUUGAGAUGUCUCAGAUCCAGGAGAUAGUGGACUGUAUGUAUCCAGUGGACUAUGAAAAAAACAGCUGUAUUAUUAAAGAAGGGGACGUGGGCUCCCUCGUCUACGUCAUGGAAGAGGGAAAGGUUGAAGUGACUAAAGAAGGAUUGAAGCUGUGCACUAUGGGACCAGGAAAGGUGUUUGGAGAGCUCGCCAUCCUUUAUAACUGCACCAGGACGGCCACUGUGAGAACUGUGACCAGUGUGAAGUUAUGGGCCAUCGACAGACAGUGCUUCCAGACCAUCAUGAUGAGGACAGGACUCAUCAAACAUGCAGAGUACAUGGAGUUAUUGAAAAGUGUCCUGACGUUCCGGGGUCUUUCAGAAGAAAUAUUGAGCAAGCUGGCUGAUGUCCUUGAGGAGACACACUAUGGGGAUGGCGACUACAUCAUUCGCCAGGGGGCAAGAGGAGACACAUUCUUCAUUAUCAGUAAAGGAAAGGUGACGAUGACUCGAGAGGAAUGUCCGGGUCAGGAGCCCAUCUACUUGCGCUCAAUGGGGAAAGGAGACUCAUUUGGGGAAAAAGCCCUACAAGGGGAGGACAUCAGAACAGCUAAUGUCAUCGCAGCAGAGACUGUCACCUGCCUUGUGAUUGACAGAGACUCAUACAAACACCUGAUUGGAGGUCUGGAAGACGUAUCCAACAAAGGCUGUGAAGAUGCAGAGGCAAAAGCAAAAUAUGAGGCAGAGAACGCUUUCUUCUCCAACCUCAACCUGUCUGACUUCAACAUCAUCGACACUCUUGGAGUUGGAGGAUUUGGGCGUGUUGAACUGGUGCAGCUCAAGAGUGAUGAGGUGAAGACAUUUGCAAUGAAGAUCCUAAAGAAGCGCCACAUCGUGGACACGAGACAGCAGGAGCACAUCCGAUCAGAGAAACUAAUUAUGCAGGAGGCGCAUUCAGAUUUUAUAGUCAGACUCUAUAGGACGUUUAAGGACAGUAAAUACCUCUACAUGUUAAUGGAGGCGUGUUUAGGUGGAGAACUGUGGACUAUCCUCAGAGACAGAGGAAACUUUGAUGAUUCAACCACACGGUUUUACACGGCAUGUGUGGUGGAGGCGUUCGCUUACCUGCAUUCCAAAGGCAUCAUAUACAGAGACCUCAAACCAGAGAACCUGAUACUAGACCACAGAGGCUACGCCAAACUGGUGGAUUUUGGCUUUGCUAAGAAGAUCGGCUUUGGGAAGAAGACAUGGACAUUCUGUGGUACUCCAGAGUAUGUGGCACCAGAGAUCAUCUUGAAUAAAGGACAUGACAUCUCCGCAGAUUACUGGUCCCUCGGCAUCCUCAUGUACGAGCUACUGACCGGCAGUCCUCCUUUUUCAGGACCAGAUCCAAUGAAAACAUACAACAUCAUUCUAAGAGGCAUUGACAUGAUAGAAUUCCCCAAAAAAAUAACCAAAAAUGCUGCCAAUCUAAUCAAAAAGCUAUGCAGAGACACACCUUCUGAAAGACUAGGAAACUUGAAAAACGGUGUUAAAGACAUCCAGAAGCACAAAUGGUUUGAAGGGUUUAACUGGGACGGAUUGAGGAAGGGGACACUGACGCCCCCUAUCAUUCCUAAUCUAACAUCAUCCACGGACACCAGUAACUUUGACAGCUUCCCAGAGGACAAUGAAGACCCACCGCCUGAUGAUAAUUCAGGCUGGGAUAUAGACUUCUAAACAGGCCCAAACACACGUGCACACAUACACAGACACAGACACACAACGUCGGCCUGGGAUACACAUGCUGACCUACCAAACGGACUGAGGGAGAAGAGGAAGAUGGAUUUUAUUACAUCAUGAAUUGAAGUGACUCAAGACCCGGAGACAAAAAGUGAAUGUCUUGCGCGAGCGUGUCUGUGUGCGUGUUCACCUUUGACCCUUAAUAACCACCUUUACUGUGAGAUAACCGAGGAGACAGUCCAUUUAGGGAAAAGGCUGUGACCUCAGUGAUUUGUUCUUCUCCCUGAUUGGCUGUAAACUCUUCAUCAAUCCGUGUGCAGACUACUCUAAAGAAGACCACACUGUAUGUCGCAGGAGUCCCGUCAGACCUGAAUGUUGCUCUUAAAGUAAUACUCAUUCCUUUUAGCACAUGUACAUAACAGCUUAAUAUCACUACACCGAAAAACUCACACGUACGCUGGCGUUCCUCACAUUUAUCGGUUUAUCGCUAAAGUGUAUCAUAAUACGUCAAUCAUAAGACUCAGUUUCACCCUCUUCAAACACAGACAUUAUAGACGCAUCUUCUCGCCUCUCUUUGCUGUUAAUUUAUUGUUGUGCCAGUUGGCCAUUACAGGUUAUGAUAUUCUGAGCCCAGCGCUGGGUCUCAAACGUAUCCCAUGAAAUGAUGUGCCUCGAAUUCAUAGCUCCACUGAUGGUGUACUGUAUUUAUUGUCUCAGAUUUAUAAUAAUGAUGAGGUAAGUACUGACCACUGUGAACGGCCAGAUUUUAAACAGGAACGGACCUGGGAUUGGUUUUCCUUUUAUGGCCAUUUCUUAAACCUGGCUAAUUCGACUGCAGGUACAACAUAAUCCUGAUUUGUCCAGAGAUUCAGCCGUGUCAGAUCAUGAACAGUAUUAGUGCCUUAAAUCAUUGGCAUUCUGCUACGCUCCUCAUGCUGCAUGUCAGAGUACGAUCCCUUCAGCCCGCUGCUGUCCAUCUGUCUAGUUCUUUUUUUUACACAAUAAAGCGACUGUUUUAGACACUCCCUGUAUCCUCA